Sabethes cyaneus is the source of this 1958-nucleotide messenger RNA. It is a transcript of the gene Fitm, whose product is annotated as acyl-coenzyme A diphosphatase FITM2. NCBI's taxonomy places the organism in Eukaryota, Metazoa, Arthropoda, Insecta, Diptera, Culicidae. Gene Ontology annotation, cellular component: endoplasmic reticulum membrane. The coding region runs from base 196 to 1524 and encodes 442 amino acids. The transcript has 2 exons. The record is from RefSeq and is a predicted model, not a curated record. Gene Ontology annotation, biological process: lipid storage; lipid droplet organization; phospholipid biosynthetic process.
UUAUUUGUGACGUUGAACCUUUGACAAAAGAUUCCUCAUUUCGUAUUUGCAAAUCGCAAUGAUUUGAAAUUGUUAUUGUCUUCAAUCAUAGUGAAUAGGGUUAAAGUGCAUUCAUAAGAUCGACCUAAAUUUACGAUAAACCUAAAGAGCCGUUUUACAGCUGAUAUUUUACGGAGUGUUCUUUGAAAUCGGAAAAUGGCUACAAAGCGCAAACCUAUUCACACACAACCAGGCAACACACAACGACCAAACAUGAACUUCCGGGCUAGUGUUAACGAUACUACGGCACGUGCUGAAGCAAAAGGAACGCGUCCGACAGCAACACCGACAUCCAUCAAAGAAGUCCUUACCAUGAUGGUGCUGCACGUGUGCAAAAAGAUCAUAUUUUUUGAUACCAAUCUGAAAGUGCCGCUCUAUUUGGGUAGCUUAUUCUUUAUUUCCCUAAUUGGAGAUUUUUUGCCCUACCCCAAAACGUAUCUAGCAAGAUCAGAUAAUCUAUUUAACGUAUAUUUCGUUAAGAUGGGUUGGGCAUGGACAUUGUUAUUCUCAUUACCGUUUCUAGCAAUGACUUCAGUAACAGUGUGUUGUGGUGACCAUCAAAGGUUGGUUAAAAACCAUCUUCCCAGGCUUGGUAUAGCGACGAGUUUUUGGUUUGUGUGGACCAAACUGUUCAAUAUUAUCGAAUCAACGUAUGGCCGUUGCAGCGUUAGAGGAUUUGAUUCAAAAUCAGGUUGCUUGAAAGCUGGGCACUUGUGGAGCGGAUUCGAUAUUUCUGGCCAUGCAUUCAUAUUAAUUUACUCGAGUCUUAUUCUAAUGGAAGAAGCGCGGUCAAUUAUAGGAUGGGAAAGUAUCAAGGAACACCUUCGCAAUGAAGAACAUAAUCGCGCAAAAAAUGAAGUAACGCAGGCCACAAAUCCUCUGAAGAGUUUGAAAGACGAUGAUCUGAAAGCAUUAAAAUAUUUUUAUACACGAUAUACACCAACAAUAAGACUUCUCUUUGUUGGAAUGACAAUGCUGCAACUGCUGUGGGACAUAAUGCUAGUCGGAACCAUGUUAUACUAUCACCGAAUGGUAGAAAAAGUUGUCAGUGGCAUUAUUGCUGUUUUAACGUGGUACUUAACGUAUCGAGCUUGGUACCCUGCACCGACAUUAUUGCCCGAUCCAGUAGGCAAAGGUCUUUUCAAUUACCAGAUUACGUCGCGAUCAGCAGAAAUCGGAUUACGAAGGCGAGCUAGUUUACUACAAUCAAAUUCUUCGCAGUCUCAGGACAUACCAAAAUUCAUGGGCAUGCCUCUGUACGCUGCUAGACAACAACAAUCUGCUUCCAGCAACAAUCCUACUGGAGGAUUCACUUCGUCGAUGGAUGCAAACGCAACACCUUCGUCACCAACAUUUGUAAGUACAUCUAGCUCCUUCAACAUUAAUGCAUCACGAAUAAGACCGCCUGCCGGGGGAUAUUUCGAUAUCAACCCAGGGAAUCGGUUUCAGUAUAGUUCUUACCGAAGAACGGAUCCGAAUGAAUAGAACGAAUAAGAUCUUGGCGGCUCAUAUUUCUUGCUGCUAUGGAUAGCUUACUAUCAAGACAAUCAUCUGCACAUGCGUCUUUUAUUAGCAACCAAAGAUAGAGCAGAAUAGGCCACUAAACUGAUAUCGAAAUGUUUCCCCAAGAACUAUCGAUGUUAUUUACCUUGCAUGACUACAAUAAGCUAGAUUUCGAACAAGCAAUGAAAGAUCAUUGCAUCUUUGAUAGGUUUAUGUCCACACUAACAAUUGCUAGUGUUUUCAUCGACACUCUAAAUUUGAAUGUUGACCCUUCUCGAGUUUUACUUAGUUAGCUAGUAUGUAAUUUUGCGGGAGUGUAACAAACCAGGGCGCGGGUGAUUUUAUGCAUAUGGAAAGUUUGUAAAUACUAUAUUUUGUUUUUCUUUUUUACCGAAUUUGUUCAAUAAAAUUUCAUU